GGUGUGUCCACGCAGACGGGUGCGGAGUCGCUGGAGGGGCACCCCGACGACACACAGACGUGAGCUCAGACACACCUUCCCUGCUUGCGUGCAGCGAGCAGGUGGGAUCGCGGGGCACAACCCUUUCAUCUUCCCCAGACACAGCCACCACCCCGCCAGAAGUUUCUCCCUGGCUGACGGAUGCUGUGUGCCCAUCCGGGCCGCGGGGCCAUAAACCCGUGACCUACUUACUUUCUGUUUCCCAGAGCGUAGCAGCAGGCUGGACAACAUUUGAUCAACUCACGAGGAAGCCUGGAGGGAGGGUUGAAGCUAAGCCAGCACCUACUGUGUGCCAAGGACCUGUGUCAGAUUCUCACUCAAUCCCCCGAGAACCCCUGACAGCGAGUGCGUAUAGACAACCAAACCGCGGCUCAGCAGGGCCCCUGUUUAAGGCCACAUGAUGAAAUGGCCUGCUGGGAUCUGAACCAGGACUGUCCCAGCAGCACCAUUCGUCAGAGCCUUGCCCACACCGGGUGCACACACACCCUCAUAGGCUGAUAAUCACAUUCGUCCGCUGAUGAACUCGUGGGCUUAGCGGCAUGCUCAACCCCUACACUUACACACACACUCAGUUCAUGCUUGACUUGAAGGUUCAUGGCCUGCUCAAGCAGGUCCCGUAUUUCAAGUGGGAUGCCCGUGUGUGAAAGCAGAAUCCAGAACUGGUUCCUUCAUUUGGCCACGUUUAUUAAGAAUUGGUCUGGAUGGGGCGCCUGGGUGGCUCAGUCGGUGAAGUGCCUGCCUUCAACUUCGGUCAUGAUCCCAGGGUCCUGGGAUGGAGCCCCACAUGAGGCUCUCUGCUCAGCGGGGGGAUCUGCUGCUUCUGCCUCUCCCCCGGCUCAUGCUCUUUCUCUCUCAAAUAAAUAAAUAAAGUCUUAAAAAAAAAAAAAAGGAAUUGGUCUGGUGCCUGGCCCUUGGCCACUUACCUGGGACAGGCAACAGUGAAGAAAACCAGGUCUGCCAUGUGGCACUUAAGGUUAAAUGGAAGGGGGAGAGAAAAUGAUCAAUUCAGCUCUAAUGGAAAUAAACAGUGAUGUGAGAGCACGUGCCACGUGUGGGCGUGGUGGUUUAUUGUGUGUGGUACCAGAGGGGGAGCCUGACAGGGUGACGUUUAGAUUUAACCUGAACAAUAUCAAGCAGCAGCCACGCAGCGAUCCAGGCAGAGAGAAGGAGGGGAUGUGGCUGGAGAAGCGGAGCAAGUGAGAGGCCAGCAGAGAAGUGGACGGGACCCAGGGGAGGGGCGCGGGGGCAAUGAUGGACCAGGAAGAGAAGGUGGACGGGAGCUUGACCCCCUGCGUCAAGGCUGGCUCUCCAGACCAGGAGGGCUUCUUCAACCUGCUGAGCCACGUGCAGGGCGACCGGAUGGAGGAGCAGCGGUGCCCACUGCAGGCAGGGCCGGGUCCGACCUCCGAGAGCCAGAGUGGCCCUGCACCUGAGAUGGACAGUCUCAUGGACAUGCUGGCCAGUACCCAGGGCCGCCGUAUGGAUGACCAGCGUGUGACAGUCAGCAGCCUGCCUGGCUUCCAGCCCAUAGGCCCCAAGGACGGAGUGCAGAAACGAGCCGGGACGCUCAGCCCCCAACCCCUCCUCACCCCUCAAGACCCGACUGCUCUCAGCUUCCGUCGGAAUAGCAGCCCCCAACCCCAGACACAAGCCCCCUGA
Ailuropoda melanoleuca (giant panda) is the source of this 1698-nucleotide messenger RNA. RefSeq names its product Purkinje cell protein 2 (gene PCP2). The transcript is spliced from 5 exons. Gene Ontology annotation, molecular function: protein binding; guanyl-nucleotide exchange factor activity. The record is from RefSeq and is a predicted model, not a curated record. NCBI's taxonomy places the organism in Eukaryota, Metazoa, Chordata, Mammalia, Carnivora, Ursidae. The coding region runs from base 1288 to 1698 and encodes 136 amino acids.